This is a messenger RNA of Naegleria gruberi, 1281 nucleotides long. RefSeq lists its product as uncharacterized. The coding region runs from base 1 to 1281 and encodes 426 amino acids. The transcript has a single exon. NCBI's taxonomy places the organism in Eukaryota, Heterolobosea, Eutetramitea, Acrasida, Naegleriidae. The record is from RefSeq and is a predicted model, not a curated record. Gene Ontology annotation, molecular function: protein binding.
AUGUGUAACCAACCUAAAAUAAAUGAAUCCAACUACCUAGCGCACAGACACUGGAAACUAAACGAAAAAAAUUCAAUGAGAACAAUCCUUGUUUUAUUGGCUUUGUGUGUUUUAGCACUCGCUGUGAAUGGUGCUGACAUUAGUUUUAUCAGCUCAUUUGAUGAUUAUAAACUUUCUUGCAACUUAAAGACAAAGAAUAAUACAGUGAAUCCAAUCUCAUCUGGUUAUUUGGUUGGGUUAUAUGCUGAGGGUGGCUCUAGCUAUCGUUUGGCCAUGAUUGACUUGGACAGUAAUGCCAUUACUUACAUUGGUAAUGAUGUCUUUAAUUCUUAUUCAUUGGGUGGUGUCGCCAUCGACCCAAUUAACCACAGAUUAUUCAUCAUGGUUGUUCCAUCUCAAACUCCAACAAUGAGAACAUACAGUCUAUUAACUGGUAAAAUGUUGUAUCAAGUGAAUACUUCUGAAAUUUCCAACUUGGUUUUUGAACCAGCAUUGGGUAAUCUCUAUGGAUUAGGUUACAAUGAUUCAAUGGUCACAAUUUUGGAUAUUGAUUGGGAAACUGGUGAGGAUACAAUUGUUGCAACUACUCCACUCAAAGGAUCUACCAAUAUGAUUCGUAAUAUUAAUCCAGCAACAUCUGUGAUGUAUAUUUAUGGAUAUGAUAGUACCUAUUUCAAUACUAUGAUUGCUGUCAAUUUAACAAGUGGAAGUUGGAAAUAUUUCAAUCCUCCUUCUAUUACUUCCUAUGUUGCUUUGUUUUCAAAUGGUUAUCAAGGUAAAUCCAAUGUCCUUGCAAUUGCUGAAUACGAAGGAAAAUAUGCUCCUGUUUCCAUUGAUAGCAAUACAAAUGUCACUGUAAUUGGUUCAACAAGGUUUAAUUCAUUGGUCCUGUCUGACAAGGCUUAUGACGUUAAGGAAAAUGUCAUUAUUGGAACAUUGGAAGAUACAAGCAAGAUUGUAGUUCUUAAUAUGACUAGUGGAUUGAUUGUAAAACAAAUUCCAUUGAAUAGUGGUGCUUCUCUUGGACCUGUCUCAUACCAACAAAUUUGUGUCUGUUGUAUUGCUUCUCAAAACACAAGAAGUAUCUAUGGUGGUUCAUUGGACAAGUCAAUUGUUCUUCCAUGUCAAACCAAUACUGCAUCAUCCACCAAAGUAAUUGGUACUACUAGUAGUAAUGGUACUAUCAAACCAUCUCAGAGCAGAGUUAGUUCUUCCAAUUCAAAUUUCAAUAUUUCACUUGUAUUCAUUGUGAUUGUAGGAUUUUUGAUGGGUCUGUUCUAA